GCCCCCACAAUUUGUACUUUCACUGAUCUUUAUCUUGAUUAAAGGUUGGUUUUACUAUCCAAAAGAAGCCAGUUGCAUCUUCAAUAGACUGUGGUGUUAUCAUAGCAUGGAUAAAUUGUACAUCCACAUGGUUAGCUAUGCCGCUCAUAUUGGCCACAAUAAUUUUCUCCAUGCAUCAGGUUAAAAUUGCUAUAAUAGGUAUUACUGCUGGUGGAGUUGGACUUGAUUUCUCUUCGGCACAAAAUGUUGUGUUUUUGGAAUUACCUCAGUCACCUUCGUUGAUGCUUCAGGCUGAGGAUAGAGCUCACCGGCGAGGGCAGACCAAGGCAGUCAACAUAUACAUUUUCUGUGCCAAGGAUACGUUAGAUGAGUCUCAUUGGCAGAACUUGAACAAGAGUUUGCGCCGCAUUACCUCGACCACUGAUGGAAAAUAUGAUGCAAUUCAAGAAAUUGCGGUAGAACGUGUUUCUUAUCUAGAAGCAUGUGGCAGAAGUGGUAGAAAUUCUGAGAGUGAUAUGAACUCAGCAACAAGCAUUGAACUCUCCUCAAAAGGAACGAGAUCUCAAGGCCAUGUCUCUUUGGUGGCUGAAGUAAAAGAUGAUUUAAAUGCUAAGACUGAUUAUCCAUCUGGUCAAAAUGAUGGCAUCGACAAUACAACUCAAGUAGAUCAAAUAGCUUUUAAGGGUGAAAUGUUAUCUGUGCAACUAAACAAAGAUUUGCUCUCAAUGGGAAAAUUGGAAGAGAAUGUCAUUGAAGUUGACACCAGAAGUCCUGAAAGAGCUUCCUGUCCUCAAUUGGAUCAGCAAAGUGGAGAGAAUGAUCAAGCGCAGCAGGAAGAAAAGUUAGGCUCUGGUGUAUCGAAGGUUGAUAAUGGUGAACCCCAUCUGAUCAUUGAGCCUGAAAAAAAUUCCUUGAACCAUGUUCAUGUUCUGCGGUUUGAGGUUAGUCAGUAUACAGGAAGAGUGCACUUGUAUACAUGCAUUCCUGGGAUAGACUUACGACCAAGGCCACUUUUUCUGAAUUUCCGACCAGAAGAAGUUGAAUUGAUAAACUAUUCUGUCGAUAAUAGUGAAAAAACAGAUUUCAAUUUGAACGUUACACUUUACAAACACGCUCUUCAAGAAUUUCUCAGUGAAUGGCAUAAGUUGAGACCGAUUGAGCAAAGAAAGUUACAUGGAAAGCCACUGCAACUUCCUUUAGAUAUUGAGCUGUGCUACUUGAAGGAAAACAUCAACCACAACGCUGCUGGAGUGUUGAAGGGUAAAAGUUUGCGGCGCACAACACCACUCGAUGACAUUAGCAAGCCAUUACCGUCUUCUGCUGUGUGGAAACUGGUCCUAUUAUGCUGUGGCUCUGGGAAAAGAAAGAAAGAGUAUGCUCAGGGUUGGACACUGACUGAUGAACCUCUUUGUAAACUGUGUCAAGCUCCAUGCCAGGGCAUCAAUGCGAAGACACCUGAAUAUUUCGAAGAUCUUUUCUGUAAUCUUGGCUGUUAUGAAGAAUACCGCAUUAGGAUCAGUACCACAUCCCUCCGCCGGGAACUAUUUCGAAUGGAGCGUGGUGUCUGCUCAAAUUGUCAUUUGGACUGUCAUAAGCUCAUAAAGCAUAUAAGACCAUUGACCUUGGACAUGCGGCGUGAUUAUAUUGAAAAAGUAGCACCUAAUUUGGCAAGGCGGAAAAAAUUGCUCGAUAAGAUUGUUAAUAAUCUAACUGAGGGCAGCGCAUGGCAUGCUGACCACAUUGUUCCUGUUUACCGAGGUGGAGGUGAAUGCAGGCUAGAGAAUAUGAGGACCCUUUGUGUGGCAUGUCAUUUUGAUGUUACUGCCGAACAACGUGCUGAACGACGAUUAGUUCGGCUCAAAGCUAAGAAACAACUUAGAGACGCUGUCACUGAUAUCAAGAAAGGUGGAAAUACUGAAAGGAUAGGUACCGACAUUCAGAAGCAAUUGCACGAUGAGCAAGAGAAUGUAAUUGAUGAUCAGCUGAUCUUAGUGAAGGUUCCUGGAAGAGAGCUUACUCCAAAGAUGACUGUCUAGACGAUAAUAAUACAGAGGGACCUGGAGAGUCUACAGGAGCUUAGAGGACAAGCAUCCUGUAAUUCACAUUCUUCAAGUAAUUCUCAUCACUCCACAUUGUUGUAUAUUAAUCUUCCAUGGCUGGGUUUUGUAUGUAUUUUGCAGUCAGAUUUGGUGGCUCAGUCCCAGCUGCAACACAUGAGCCAAAAGAUCAGUAUCGGCUAAUUGCAUUCGUUGGACUUGACUGGCAGGAAAAUAGGUGUCGUAUGUUGUACAUGCAUGAUCCAAUUUUGUUGCUCAAUCUCGAUCAUACCCAUUGUUUGAACUUGCAAGUUAAUGAUGCUUGCUUGUUCCCCUUAUAGUUUUGUAACGAAUGUUUUUGUAACUUAGAUCUAUUUAAUGUAAGCUUGAUUGGUCCCAA
Messenger RNA from Benincasa hispida (wax gourd), 2436 nucleotides. RefSeq lists its product as uncharacterized. Gene Ontology annotation, molecular function: zinc ion binding; DNA endonuclease activity; nucleic acid binding. Lineage: Eukaryota; Viridiplantae; Streptophyta; Magnoliopsida; Cucurbitales; Cucurbitaceae. Gene Ontology annotation, biological process: replication fork processing; DNA repair. The record is from RefSeq and is a predicted model, not a curated record. Gene Ontology annotation, cellular component: nuclear replication fork.